Labrus bergylta (ballan wrasse) is the source of this 1411-nucleotide messenger RNA. The record is from RefSeq and is a predicted model, not a curated record. NCBI's taxonomy places the organism in Eukaryota, Metazoa, Chordata, Actinopteri, Labriformes, Labridae.
UUUAUUGUUCUCGAUGUGACGGUUUGUCCUCACCGUUUCUGUCAGAACAUCGUCGCAGUGGGAGCCGGUUUCUGCGACGGGCUGAAGUGCGGGGAUAACACCAAGGCGGCGGUGAUCCGCCUGGGACUGAUGGAGAUGAUCGCCUUCGCCAAACUCUUCUCCAAGAACGGCUCCGUGUCCACGGCGACCUUCCUGGAGAGCUGCGGCGUGGCCGACCUCAUCACCACGUGUUACGGCGGCAGAAACCGACGAGUGGCCGAGGCCUUCUCGAAAACGGGGAAGAGCAUCGAGCAGCUGGAGAACGAGAUGCUGAACGGUCAGAAGCUUCAGGGUCCGGCCACCUCAGCCGAGGUUUACCACAUCCUCAAACAGAAGGGCCUGGUGGAAAAGUUCCCUCUCUUCACAGCCGUCUAUCAGAUCUGUUUCGAGGGGAGGCCGGUCCAAGAGAUGAUCUCCUGCCUGCAGAGCCACCCGGAGCACAUGUGACACCUGGGACCCACAGAGAGUGGAGGUGGGGGGGGUCAGCGUGAGGGAUUCAUGCACCAGUGUAACUUUGAAGUUUUGAAUUCCACACAUGGAGAGGUCUGUUUUUAAAACGUUGGGUCAGCUGGGUCUCAGAUAUUAACUAAAGGUGUGCCGUCUUCACACCUGACCGAGAUCAUGAUCUGACCUCCCAAAUGUUGAGUCCUUCUAUCUAUGAAAAAAUGAUGUUUUAACUUUAUUUUUUGGAAAUGUUCUCUCUUUAUCUUCUCUGUUUUGUAAGACAGCAGCUUGUCCCCGAGUCUUUACAAGUCAUGGAAGAAGGUUUUGUCAGUCACAGCACGGUCUUAUCCUGCAGUUAAAGAUUCAUCAGUUUGUUUAUAUAUCAACAGACAGAAGAGCAACUGAAACUCACAGCCAUAACCAGCCUGACUGUGUCAAACUGAUGGACUUUAACAGCAGCGUGCAGACACGAUAUUCUCUGAAGAUAAAGAUAUUUACUUUGAGUUUCACUAUUUCAUAACCUGACCAGAGUUGUUGUGAUACCACAAUGAUAAUCCUCUUUUUGCUUCCCGUAAACAUGACACAUGGGAUAUCAAUCCUUUUUUUUUAUACUAAAAUUAAAUUAAUAGGUAACCAAUUUUGGGUAUAUUCAUGUUUUUAAUGAUCAAAAACUGCAGGCGACCUUCUGCCAACUGUCUAAAUGGCACUAAGACAUUGCCAAUGUAUUAGUGCAAUACAGACAGUGUUUACAUUUGUUCCCAAAAUAUAGGGUUUAGACUGGUUUUACAUUAAUCCUUGUCAAAUGUCAUCCAUAAUCCAGUUGAGAUGAGCAGUAAAUCUUAAUGAACCUCAGCUGCUUUCUCUCUUUUUCACUCGUGGCAGCUCUUGUUUUAAAAAUAUUAAUUAUAAUCUGAAGUUUUCUUAAAGG